Molecule: messenger RNA, 1272 nt
Organism: Penicillium crustosum
Lineage: Eukaryota; Fungi; Ascomycota; Eurotiomycetes; Eurotiales; Aspergillaceae
Exons: 6
Coding region: 1-1272 (423 amino acids)
Biological process (GO): transmembrane transport
Cellular component (GO): membrane
Molecular function (GO): transmembrane transporter activity
Source: RefSeq, a predicted model, not a curated record
AUGUCUAUAUCUGUCGAACACAGCAAAUCUCAGGAUACCUCCAGGAGAAGUACGAUUGCCAAUCUAGACGCCGAGAAGAAGCUCGUCCGAAAGAUUGAUCUCUAUUUGAUGCCUUCAGUCUUUAUUCUUGAUCUUUUCUCCUACAUGGAUAGAUCGAACAUUGGCCUUGCAAAAAUCGCUGGAAUGGAAGAGGACUUGCACCUCACGUCACAUCAAUACUAUACAGCCGUGAUAUUAUGGAUCAUUGGCUAUACUAUCUCCGCGUUUUCCUUCUUCCUUCCAAUAAUUACAUUUGCAUGGGGAUCGGUCGCAGCCUUGAUAGGAGCUGUCCGUAACAAGGGCCAACCAAUAGCCCUAAUAUUCCUUCUUGGGUUCUUUGAAGGGUUUAGUCCAGCCGUGAUCUUCUUAAUUUCUACCUGGUAUCGAAAGAACGAGCAAUCAAAACGGUUCCUCAUUUUCCUGACCGCAGGUAUACUGUCCGGAGCCUUUGGCGGCAGAUGGCUCUUCAUGGUCGAAGGAGUCACAACUGCCGGAGUGAGCCUGGUCGUCCACUGGACUCUACUCGACUACCCACACAGCAGUCGGGGGCUAUCCCCCGAAGAACGAAAGCUAGUCCAUCAGAGACUCCUCCAGGAUGGAAUCGCCGAUCAAGACGACCCAAAAACUCCAAACGCCUCUAUCUUUGUACUCUUGCUCAAAGCAUUUUCAAACUGGCGAACCUGGGUACUGGUUCCAGGGUACAUGACCCUUGUGGGAGCCGGAGCAAUCUCAUACUUCUAUCUAACCUUGGUCAAUGACAUGGGAUACACAUCCACUACGGCACAGUACAUGACAGCUCCACUCUAUAUUGUCUCUCUGGCUGCCGCUAUCCCGAUUUGCUGGUUUGCUGACCGCAAACCCCACACUAAGGGACAGAUAUUAGCGGGCAAUAUGAUAGCCGGCAUGGUGUUUUUCGCUCUUACGGCGGGUAUUCGAAACUAUACUGCACGAUAUGUGUUUCUGUGCUUCAUUAACAUGACACUCUGGACGGGAAACGCACUGGCUCUUUCAUUUGCUACCACGGCUUUGGCUUCGGUUACUCGUCAUGUUCGUGCGAUCAUGCUCGCGUGGAUGACUAGCGUUGCUGCUUUGGCGCAGUUAUAUGGGGCUACCCUAUUUCCGAUGGAAGACUCGCCUAGGUAUGUCGUUGGGUUUUCAAUUUUUGGUACUACUUUUGCUAUCGGGGCUAUUUGUUAUGGUCUGGCGGAUAUUUUGUUCAAGCUUUAUCCAUGA